UCGCUACCGUCGCGUUCGCGCCUUCGCUCCGCUUUUAAAGGGGCAGCGCCGCCUCUUUACUUUUCUUCUCUCCCGUUCUCCAAGCGCUUCCGCGCCAUCCGGGUGGGCCCGAGCCCUCCCCCCAAGCAGCCGCCGCCAUGAGGGAGAUCGUUCACAUCCAGGCGGGCCAAUGCGGCAACCAGAUCGGCGCCAAGUUCUGGGAGGUGAUCAGCGACGAGCACGGCAUCGACCCCACGGGCACCUACCAUGGGGACAGCGACCUGCAGCUGGACCGGAUCAGCGUCUACUACAACGAGGCCACAGGAGGCAAAUACGUGCCCAGGGCCAUCCUGGUGGACCUGGAGCCCGGCACCAUGGACUCCGUGCGCUCGGGACCCUUCGGGCAAAUCUUCCGACCUGACAACUUCGUGUUAGGCCAAAGCGGCGCCGGCAACAACUGGGCCAAGGGUCACUACACGGAGGGCGCCGAGCUGGUGGACUCGGUGCUGGACGUCGUCCGCAAAGAGGCCGAGAGCUGCGAUUGCCUGCAGGGCUUCCAGCUCACCCAUUCCCUGGGCGGCGGCACCGGCUCGGGCAUGGGCACGCUGCUCAUCUCCAAGAUCCGCGAGGAGUACCCCGACCGCAUCAUGAACACCUUCAGCGUGGUGCCCUCGCCCAAGGUGUCGGACACGGUGGUGGAGCCCUACAACGCCACGCUGUCGGUGCACCAGCUGGUGGAGAACACGGACGAGACGUACUGCAUCGACAACGAGGCGCUCUACGACAUCUGCUUCCGCACGCUCAAGCUCACCACGCCCACCUACGGCGACCUCAACCACCUGGUGUCGGCCACCAUGAGCGGCGUCACCACGUGCCUGCGCUUCCCCGGGCAGCUCAACGCCGACCUGCGCAAGCUGGCCGUCAACAUGGUGCCCUUCCCGCGGCUGCACUUCUUCAUGCCGGGCUUCGCGCCGCUGACGUCGAGGGGCAGCCAGCAGUACCGAGCCCUCACCGUGCCCGAGCUCACCCAGCAGGUGUUCGACGCCAAGAACAUGAUGGCGGCCUGCGACCCGCGGCACGGCCGCUACCUCACCGUGGCCGCCGUCUUCCGGGGCCGCAUGUCCAUGAAGGAGGUGGACGAGCAGAUGCUCAACGUGCAGAACAAGAACAGCUCCUACUUCGUGGAGUGGAUCCCCAACAACGUCAAGACGGCCGUGUGCGACAUCCCCCCGCGCGGCCUCAAGAUGGCCGUCACCUUCAUCGGCAACAGCACGGCCAUCCAGGAGCUCUUCAAGAGGAUCUCGGAGCAGUUCACGGCCAUGUUCCGCCGCAAGGCCUUCCUGCACUGGUACACGGGCGAGGGCAUGGACGAGAUGGAGUUCACCGAGGCCGAGAGCAACAUGAACGACCUCGUGUCCGAGUACCAGCAGUACCAGGACGCCACGGCCGAGGAGGAGGAGGAUUUCGGCGAGGAGGCCGAAGAAGAGGCCUGAGGGUUUUUCCUUCUCCCCUUUUCCCUUUUCCUUCCUGCUGUGCUGUCCCAGAGAGGUGUCAACCGGCGGGCGGCGCCUUCGGUGUCCUCGUCCUUCGUCAUCGUCAUCAUCAUCGGCAGC
Sturnus vulgaris (Common starling) is the source of this 1592-nucleotide messenger RNA. Lineage: Eukaryota; Metazoa; Chordata; Aves; Passeriformes; Sturnidae. The record is from RefSeq and is a predicted model, not a curated record.